GUGCUUUGGUAAAAACCCAAUAAACACCCAUAAACUCCCAUAAUCACCCAAAAAAAUAGGUUUUUACGUAUUUUUUUGAAAAUAUGUAAGUAAUACCAAUAAAUUAUUUUUAUAAAUUGUAUUGAUCAAUUCUACAAUAUUAAAUAAAACGUUAACUAAUAAUAUUUCAGGAAAUUUUAAAAAUCUAUAUAUAAUAAAAUGAAAGUAAUUAAUUUUCAGUGUUUUCAUGUUGCAGUUGAUCAACAUGUUGGCCUUUUGCUUCCCGUAGAUACUUUAAAAUUUCUUCAUAACACCUCGUUCGCACACAUGGCCGUAUAUAUUUAAAUUCUUGAGCCACUAACAGUCCGAAAUACUCAUUUCUUUUAUCCUCUUCUCCAUAAAUUAAGCAUUUAGAACAGUUUGUUUCUUCUUUCAGUAAAUUUUCUUUUACUUUAUCCUCGUUUUUUUUCUUUGUUGCGACGACGCUGGGUAAAUCGUCUGGACACUGGGUCUCACUAUCGCCAAAUAUAUUUGGAGAUCGGCUUCGGCUACGGCUUGGCAGACAUUUUUUUCUUUCUACAAUUUUAAAUUAAAUUUAUUAGAAUAAAUGCUUCGAACACACGCGAUCUAAGUACCUUUUGUGUUUAUUAUACCUUACCUACCUAGGUAUAAAAAGAGUACUUACGUAGAUUUUCUUUUAUUAACUGUUUUAUACGAAGAUCUUGAUCUCUCAAAUUAGCAUCCAUUUUACUUCCAGUGAUUAUCAACUAAAUUAAUAAUCCACAAAGUAUUAAAUAACGUUUUUAUGAAAUAUUUAGCACAAAAACAAUACCCUUUAAAUAUCGAUCGUCAGUAACUGUGGCUGACUUACCUAUAUUCUAGCAAGCAGGACUGCCAGAUGUGAAGGGGAAAUCCCCAAUAAAUUGUUGCAUGUGACUGAUGAUGUGAGCAUGUUCGUUUCAUAAUAAAAAUGUUGCCAGGUAACCAAAAAGUCGUAUGUUUUUGUGCGAAUUACGAUCAUAAUCUUUACGAUCGUACAUUAAAAAAUAGACAAAUAAUAGUAUGAGUACGAUUUAAAUCGUAUAUCUGUCAACCCUGCUAGCAAGACAGCGACAAAAUCACGUUGCAUAACAAUGUAGCCCAAGCUUAUAUCUUAUGAAAUAUACGGAAGAGAUACGGACUUAGAAAAAACAGAAAUGUUGUUCUUUGUGGAAGUCAUUGAUGAAAUUCUAUGUAUUUUAGCCCGCAAACUUUCUUCAAACAAAAACAGCGCCAUCUAGUAUCGAGUUCUGUAAUUAUCUCUUUGUUUAUGGAUUUGAAGUAAGACCGCCACGCAUGCAAUACAUUAUGACUGGGGAUUCCCCUAUUCGUCGACGCUGAAUAUGAGGCGACGACAAUCACUGUCAAACGUGUUCACUAUUACUCUGACUCUGGUAACGUGACUUCCUGGUAACGUGUUAGGUAGGAAAAGCAGUAAAAAAGUGCAUAUUAAGGGAGCAGAUUUGAAAUAAUAUUUAUACUUAACAAGAAAUAAUUAAAGGUUCAAUGGGGAGACCUAAAGAUUUACGCAUAUGGGAGCACUACCGUACUUUACCAAACAAGUCUGUUUCUUGCAAGCUUUGUAAUAAGGUCUACAAAUUCAGUAAUGCUGCCAAAAUGCUUCAACAUCUUAUCACUUGUCCAAAAUCUCCAGAAACAUUAAAAGACUCUAUGAAACUUAUAAAAGAUAGCUCGUCCAAAACCAAAAUGUCUGGACUGUCAGAGAUAGAGACAAAUGAUUCUUUUAUAAGCCCCUCGUCGUCUGCUAACACUACAAUAAAUGCUGAGUUUCAAGACACCGAUGAUCAUAUAAAAACAGAAUUAGCGAGAGCUAUAUUUGUAACAGGGACGCCAUUAUCGAUGGUGCAACAUCCUUUAUGGAUACAAUUUUUCGAAAAAUUGCAACCAAAAUUUAAAAUACCUUCACGUAAAGCUUUAGCGACAAAAUACUUAGAUAAAAUAUAUAGAGAAAUGCGUUUUGAGUUAAAUGAGGAACUAAAUGCUUGUAGUUACUUACACCUUCAGUGCGAUGGCUGGUCUAAUUUAAGAAAUGAAGGAAUAAUAAACUUUCUUAUAUCAAAACCUCAACCUGCAUACGUUAAAAGUUUGAAUACAGAAAGUAAUCCUCACACUAGUGAAUACCUUAGCCAAGAAGUUGAAAAAGUAAUGAAAGUGUAUGGAGCAAAUAAGUUUCUUGUACUUUUUGGCGAUAACGCUAGAAAUAUACAAAAGGCAUUCGAAUUAACAAAACUCAAAUAUCCACAUGUUGUUCCUCUCGGUUGCUGUGCACAUAUCCUUAACUUGUUGUGCCAAGAUAUUGUAAAGAUACAAGAAGUAACUGUGUUUAUUAUGCAAGCCAUAAAUAUAAUAAAAACUGUUAAAAGGAGUCAACGAUUAAGUUCCUUGUUGAUAAAAUCAAGGCAGGGUGAAGAUUCUACACAAACACUAAAAUUGCCUUGUGCUACAAGAUGGGGAAGUCAUGUUACUUCGUUAAAAAGUUUGAAAGCAAAUAAGAUAGCUUAUUAUUUAUUAUUAAUUAACAGUUAG
Galleria mellonella (greater wax moth) is the source of this 2565-nucleotide messenger RNA. RefSeq lists its product as uncharacterized. Bases 1525 to 2565 code for a protein of 346 amino acids. Gene Ontology annotation, molecular function: DNA binding. The record is from RefSeq and is a predicted model, not a curated record. The transcript has 2 exons. NCBI's taxonomy places the organism in Eukaryota, Metazoa, Arthropoda, Insecta, Lepidoptera, Pyralidae.